This is a messenger RNA of Cyprinodon variegatus (sheepshead minnow), 2280 nucleotides long. RefSeq names its product heterogeneous nuclear ribonucleoprotein K-like (gene hnrpkl). NCBI's taxonomy places the organism in Eukaryota, Metazoa, Chordata, Actinopteri, Cyprinodontiformes, Cyprinodontidae. Gene Ontology annotation, cellular component: cytoplasm; nucleus. Gene Ontology annotation, biological process: regulation of mRNA splicing, via spliceosome; regulation of transcription by RNA polymerase II. Gene Ontology annotation, molecular function: mRNA binding. The record is from RefSeq and is a predicted model, not a curated record. The transcript has 16 exons. The coding region runs from base 110 to 1402 and encodes 430 amino acids.
UCGAGCCUACCCUCUGUUUUUCAGGGUGAGGCGAAGGUUGGGAGGACUGCAGUGCGCGUGGUUUGGCUGCAGAUCUCAGGAGAACCAGUUUGCUUCUCACUCUAAACUCAUGACAAUGGAAAUGAAAGACGAACAGCAGGAGGAGGACAUUUCAUUCAGCAACACUGACACUAAUGGUAAACGUCCUGCUGAGGACCUGGAUGAGGAGCAGGCCUUCAAACGUUCACGCAACAUUGAUGAGAUGGUGGAGCUGCGGGUUCUGCUUCAGAGCAAAAAUGCAGGAGCUGUCAUUGGAAAAGGUGGCAAGAACAUAAAAUCACUGCGCACAGACUACAAUGCCAGUGUUUCAGUCCCAGACAGCAGUGGCCCAGAGCGGAUCCUGAGUGUGAGUGCCAGUAUCGACACUAUUGGAGAUAUUCUACUAAAAAUCAUACCAACAUUAGAGGAGUACCAGCAUUACAGUGGGAUUGAUUUUGACUGUGAGCUUCGCCUGCUGAUCCAUCAGAGCUUGGCUGGGGGUAUAAUUGGAGUGAAAGGUGCCAAGAUAAAGGAGCUGAGAGAGAACACCCAGACCACCAUCAAGCUGUUCCAGGAAUGCUGUCCACACUCCACAGACAGGGUCGUCUUAGUAGGAGGAAAACCAGAACGUGUGGUUGAAUGCAUCAAAGUUAUCCUGGAGCUAGUGUCAGAGGCACCAGUCAAAGGCCGCACUCAGCCUUACGACCCUAAUUUCUAUGAUGAGACAUAUGAUUAUGGUGGCUUCACCAUGUUGUUUGAGGACAGGGGCAGACGACCCAUGGGUGGAUUUCCCAUCCUUGUGCGUGGUGGUUAUGAUCGCUUGCCCCCGUUACGUGGCAGCAGACCUCUGCCUCCCUCAAGAAGGGACUAUGAUGACAUAAGCCCCCGCCGAGGUCCUCCUCCACUUAGUAGAGGAGGAAGAGCGGGGAGCCGAGCACGAAACCUGCCUCUUCCCCCACCCCCACUACCAAGAGGAGGAGGAGACCGGUUUUCACAUGGCAGCUAUCACGGCAGCAUGGAUGACAGACCAAGUGAAAGAAGAGGCAGAGACCGCUAUGACAGCAUGAGUGGAGGUGGUUAUGACAACAUUUCUUCCUGGGACCGCUUUCCUCCUGGUGGCAGAGGGUCAUACAGUGACAUCGGAGGCCCGGUCAUCUCAACGCAAGUCACCAUCCCAAAAGAUCUGGCCGGCUCCAUCAUUGGAAAGGGCGGCCAGAGAAUCAAGCAGAUCCGCCACGAGUCUGGGGCAUCUAUCAAGAUUGAUGAACCACUAGAGGGCUCUGAGGACCGCAUCAUCACCAUUACUGGGACACAGGACCAGAUCCAGAACGCCCAGUACUUACUGCAGAACAGUGUGAGGCAGUACUCUGGUCGGUUCUUCUAGAGGGGAGAGAAAAGGGAGAAGCCAUGCUGCCAUAUUGUUUGCUGACUCUGUUCAGAGCCAACAUUCCUCUGCUUUGGGUAGAUGUGUCCCUUCCCUUUAACCGUCUCUAGCUAUACCACAGAUGUGUUCUCAAGCUUUUAUUUAGAGGCCUGAAAAAUCCAUAAUUCAAUGUUUGUGUAUUAUUUUUUUUUAUAUAUAUUUUGCUCUACUGGUAUAUAACCCAUCUGUGUUAUUAGGUUUGGUGUUGUGAGCCGGCCCUAGGGCUUAUUUUUCUUCUUCAGUACAGCAACCGGAAUGUACUUUCUUUUUUUUCUUUUGAUCUUGUUGGGUGAAAGAUAUUUUAUUAUCUACUAUUGACUUUUAAGAAAAUUUUCCAAACAAAGAUGAAAGGUUUUACUUGAUUAAAAAACAAAAGGAUUAGAAGAAAGUUCUGUAAGUUUUUAUUUUAAGGUUUCCAUUACGCAUCUCCAUAUGCAAAAGGUGUUUUUUUUUAAGUAGGUUAUAUCAUGGGUUAUGGGGGAAACAUUCAUUUUGGGUCACUAGAAAUUAAUAGCAUCUCAAUUUCACAAAGAAUGAAAGUUAAAUGUUACAUUUUAUACUUGAACUGAGUUCAAAGAGAAACUGGUUAAGAGUUUGACUUUUCUGUGAUAGUAUGGAGGUACGACACAGUCAGUCUGUGGUCCAACUGGAUAUGUGAAAACAUCAGAUUUUAUUGUAUUUUAAAAGAACAACAACCUUUUUUUUUCAUUGUUGCUAAAAUUAGAUAAAACACGGGCAAUCUCAAUUAUGUUGAAACAUAGUUUAUAUAAAAAUAAGCAAAUUGACAUUUUGCUACUGGCAACUUUUAUAUGCAGCCAGAAAAGUAAAGUUUACUAACU